AUUUUGUACUCUUCUCUCACACGCGGGAUUGCCCUCUUUCUCCUAGGGUUUCUUUGCUGCCACGGAAGACCCAACUCCAUCUCCUCUCUUUGCCUUACAACACCAUGAACUCUCGGCCGAAGCAGGUUAAAAUUUGAGCUCCUGUCCAGAAAUCGAUACCAAGCGGCUCGCAUUCUUCGCACAUCACACAUCGCCCUCUCACCCUAUCACCCAAACUCUGGACACUCCAGACCUUCGUCUCCGACAUUGACGCUUAGAGGCGAUGCACCACGCCUUGCAAGUAGUUAGUAUCAUCAGCGGUGACACCGGUCGCGGCCUCCAUGGAUCUGAAAUGCUCUGGCAGUAUUCCAACUCACCUCUUUACUCUCUUAUCCUACGAACGUGGCCCCGUGCCGGAGCUCAUGCCUCCCUCUCUUAUAUCUCUUGUAGUUAUUCUCCUUUAGCUUCCAGCUCACGCCUUUCACAAAACGCUUUGAAACUCUCAAAACUUCAAGAUCUGGACCAACAGAUGCCUCCAUUUUUCCCAACAAUGGCCGAAAUCCAAAUGCAUAGCAUGGUUACUCCCUUGUUCCAAGAAGCUGAAGUUCGUGGUUUAAAUUCAAACCGAGUUCUCAAGGAAGAUUGCAGACCCAAACUGAGGGUUCCUAGGCCUAAGAUCCGUCUGAGUGGGUGAGUUGAGGGGAAAAUCCAGGUGGCAGAUGAGGAAUGGAGGGCUUUCAGGCUUGCUCCAACUUGGCAAGCCUGGAUUGGAGGGCAUGGUAUCUUUCUUUUUUUUUUUUUUUGCAUUGUCCUUUUCUGUGGCUAACCAACUUUCCUUUUUCUCUCUUCUGUGCACAGGACUCCAGAUGGUAGCACAGGGAUGGAGGGCUUUUGGGAACCUCCAGGUGGCAGCCCGGGGGUGGGGGAAAUAGAGAUUUGCUUUUUUCUUUUGUAUUUUGUAUUAUUUUAUUUGUUUUUAUUUUUCUGUAUUAUGCUGAUGUGCCCCCGAUUCCCCUUUCCUGCAACUUCUUACACUUUUUAUUUCCAUGUAUCUCUGAAUUUCUUAUUUCUUGUAUCAUCCUUCUUAAGUAUGUAUGUCAUUUAUUUUUGUGCGUUGUAAACUCCUACAUGUACAGUGGACUUCACCUGCACGUGCACGUGCACCUACACCACACUGGAGGCAUGUGCUCCACUUCUCUUCUUUAAUAAAGUGCGUGUGGUUUU
Malania oleifera is the source of this 1203-nucleotide messenger RNA. RefSeq lists its product as uncharacterized. Bases 263 to 673 code for a protein of 136 amino acids. Lineage: Eukaryota; Viridiplantae; Streptophyta; Magnoliopsida; Santalales; Ximeniaceae. The transcript is spliced from 2 exons. The record is from RefSeq and is a predicted model, not a curated record.